AUGUGCUUCGACCGCGACGAAGCCAGUGACAAUGUGGAUGUCAAAUUUGCGACUGGCCCUCUAGAUAACGACAACCCUGAGAGCGAAGUCGAUCCAAUGGAGCAAUUACACUACGAUAUCGGUGAAGCAACAGAAGCCUUGAGUGACGAAGAGACUGGGGAAAAGUAUGGCCCACCGGAUCACGAAGCAAACAGUGGCAAUGACAUUUCGAUCUAUGAGCUUGGGUCUGAGCCGCCAGAUGACGUCAAAGAACUGCAAACUAGCAGGGGGUUCGUGGCUGCGUGGAUUCUUUCAAGCUUUCCCGAUAUCACAAGUGAAGCGGAGCUGAAGUCACAAGCCGAGCAAGCAGACUACAACGCGCCGUGUGAUUCCGAACGAUGUCUGUGCGAAGAGUGCAGCACCUUCGCCGCUGUCUUCGUUUGCCAAGACUGCGGUCUCGCCCUCUGUUUCCGAUGCACGGACGCUAUCCAUAUCAUCCCGUCGCUCUCGGCACACCACAUUCGUUUUGGUCGAUCCAGCAAUACCAACCAAGCGCAUGAUUCUCAGCAUGAAACCCGCUUCGAAGUUGAAGCCGCAGUGGUAUCUUCAACUCCAAAAGCUCUCACAACGAAGACAGUACCACAACUACCAGAGUGUCGGUUGUCCCUCCCUGCCGGGACGCACAUUUUCUUUCGAGCUCCGGAUUGCUCACGUUGGUCACGCGAAUUACUUCAUGGAACUCUCAUAAGUCGGGAACCUGCCACGACCUCAAGUGAUGGAACAUUUUAUCAUCGCGUGCUCUGGUUACGAGGCGUGGAAGCCUUACCCAACGGCUUCUUCCGUGCAGCUCUGACACUCCCCGGUUGGGACACUAGCAGCGAAAAUGAAGUCAACAUUGGAGAGACCUUUUGGCACCACGAGAUUGGAGUAUUCUCAACGCAUCUUGGUGCGUUGCGUGCUGUCAUUACAGCGGAGCAGAUCGCGCGUGGUAAAUACCGACGCGAACUGGAAGGAGGACGUAUACACCGCCAUAUCAAGCUAGAUAAUAGCGAUGAAGAUCAACAGGAAGCGUUCCCGUCUUCCAAAGUAUUAGAUGAAAUUAUUGUGGAGACUUCAGCGACGCUUGGCAGUGAGUUUAAGGUACGGCUUACGCGUCAGGAUGAUAGGAAAUUCCAUCAAGAACUUGCUCAAGGCGCAUGGAACUUCCGCAAUUGGAUGAGUACCAUCGGACGUGCUGGUAAUUUACGCGAAGAAGACGCUGUACCAUUUGAACUUGGGGUAGCUAGUCGCGAAGAAGACGCAUACAAUGAGGAGCUGGAGAAACCAAUACCUACACCCUGGUCUCCUGCUACUCGCAUUCGCUACUUCAUGAUAGCUCAGCACGACUUGGUGUUCCCCGAGCGCGUGUGUCGACAGCAUCUUCGUGCGAUUCUGGAGCAAUUACUGUUUGUGUAUGCGGGUUUUGCUUGGCGAAUGUGGCAUGAAUACGUGGAGCGGCAUCGUGAACGAGAAGAGCAGCAGAAUCGCGAACACGCUGCUUGUGUAUUACAAGCGUGGGCUCGACGGAUGGCCGAGAGAGAGCGCCAAAAGGAACGCCAGCUCCUCUUAAACAUGGCAUUAGGGUCUUCAAUUGAUGCACUGGAACUCUAUCGACGUCGACAGAUCGAAGCAACGAAGCUGUAUGUCUUCCUCACUCGGCAGAUGGACGAACGGAAGCGCAAUGCAUUGAGACGAUGGCGAGAAGUUGUAGGGCCUAGUAAUCCACCGCCGUCACCAGCUAUAACGUGGCAUCCAAGUCACGGAAUGAAGGCCAUGCUGCCUAAACUACCGCGUAUGGGAGCUCGACGACGUACUGUUCAAGACAAAUCGGUUGCACCUGGAACCCAAGUGAUCAUCGAAGACAUGGCGGCGUACAAAUUAUUCAAAGCUAAUCAUGCUGGUCCAGCGGAUACAUCAUAUUGGGUCAUUCGAACACGGAUACUUGCCGGGGCGUGUCCUGUUGGCCCUUCCUUUCGCGAGGCACGAAGGCUGGUGUCACGUACGGACUUCGCUACAAGCGUUCUGCUGCAACAGAUCAGUGUGUUUGUGUGUCUAUUGGAACCCGAGGAACUGCAGAGUGUGGAGAAGGAGACUGACUGGAGUUAUGAACGUCAAGUUCACAUCAAGUAUCAAGCGCUAUGUACGGAGUUGAAAGGCUCCGAGACAGUCAGCAAACGCCAUGUUGCACUGGCACAACAAGCGCUGAUCGAAUUCGAUGCUGACGUCGGUAGUGCCUCGGUGGGGGGCUCUGGAACUAGGGACAAUAGGAUGAGAAGAGCAUCGCUGUCAGUCAAACAACGACAAGAAGAGGAUGAUGCUGAGGAAGCUAAGACGAAAGAGGCUCGUGAAGCGCUGGAACAAAAGCUUCAACUGGCUGGACAACAAGCAGUCAAAGCUUCACAAGAGCUAGCGCGGUUGGGUAUGAUGCAGCUUGAUUUCUUGUAUUUCCCUAUCGAACAUAACGGUGUUCCAGACAGCGACAAGUUGAUCGCAUUCCUCGAGCAACUCGAGUCUAGACUUCGUGAUGGUAAGAACCUGUACAUCUUCAGUCGUCUAGGUCACGGUCGAACGGGGAUCGUGUCGGCGUUGCUCCUUGGUCGUGUGUAUGGGAUAACAGCAUCGGAGGCUCUGGAACGAGCCCAGGGGGUCCACGACUGUCAACGUCCAGGAGCACCUCGAGGCUUGAGCUUCUGUUCUCCAACUACUGCACCUCAAUUAGCGUUUGUACGACGAACUCUAGCACGCUCGACGGGUCCUAUCUACGUUCCUUUAGUGCUUGAGAACUCAGCUGACGGCUUCCGUUCAACGCGAGUGCAGCAACGAGGGUUGUUAGCAGAGCCCUAUAUGAGAGACGAAGGGUUCAUGAUCAGCGCUGUUGGUGACACUAAAGCACGGGAACGUGAAUCAUUGGAGCUGAAGCGGUUAGAACGUAUAGCACGACGUGAAAGUACAGCUGCGGGGUUGCAGCGUGAGCGACGCAAACAGAAGAAUGAACACGACAGCAUGGAGAUUGAAGAACGUGAUCAAGCCGCUCGAGAGGUGAUGGAAAAUAUUUACAAGAACAUGGAGGGCUGA
Molecule: messenger RNA, 3093 nt
Organism: Phytophthora nicotianae INRA-310
Lineage: Eukaryota; Oomycota; Peronosporomycetes; Peronosporales; Peronosporaceae
Exons: 2
Coding region: 1-3093 (1030 amino acids)
Molecular function (GO): zinc ion binding
Source: RefSeq, a predicted model, not a curated record